Fusarium odoratissimum NRRL 54006 is the source of this 1379-nucleotide messenger RNA. RefSeq lists its product as uncharacterized. The coding region runs from base 4 to 543 and encodes 179 amino acids. Gene Ontology annotation, molecular function: transcription coregulator activity. NCBI's taxonomy places the organism in Eukaryota, Fungi, Ascomycota, Sordariomycetes, Hypocreales, Nectriaceae. The record is from RefSeq and is a predicted model, not a curated record. Gene Ontology annotation, cellular component: mediator complex; core mediator complex. The transcript has 2 exons. Gene Ontology annotation, biological process: regulation of transcription by RNA polymerase II.
CAAAUGGAAGAUGUGGGCCUUUCAACUGCGCGACCCCUACCCCAAUUGCACUCCUCCAAACACAGCAUCAACAUCCUCCUACAUAUCACCACCCACAACCCCGAUCUCCAUAUUCCACUGUUCGGAAUUGGUCUCCCUCGAUACAGUUCCUGGAAUAUGGCGGCGGAAGAUUCUCAAGACGUCCCAAUGGGAUCGCCUCCCGAACCGCCUGCUCAAGUAGACCAAGAGCCCAAAUAUGGUGGCUAUUCACGAUUCGAGGUUGAGCUUGAGUUUGUUCAGUCCCUCGCAAACCCGGCCUACCUCAACCAUCUUGCCUCCCAGAAGCUUCUCAGCCAACCCGCCUUUGUCGCAUAUCUUGCCUACCUACAAUACUGGAGCAAACCGCCGUAUCUCAAGUACCUAACGUACCCCGGCCCGACACUACGACAUCUCGAGCUCCUCCAGCAGGAGACGUUCCGGCAACAGAUCAUCAGCCCUGAUGUCGUGAGGGCACUAAUGGAGGAGGGCAUGAAGGCAUCAGUCGAUUGGCACCGAGAGAGCUAGAAGGUCCCUGCCAAGCUGAACAGCCCUUCGCAGGAUGGUACGAAAGGCACGAGUAACAACAAGAGGACUCAGGAUGACCCUGUGAACGAAAGUAUGCCUGACACCCCGCGAAAGCGAAAAACCCCACGCAAGAAAAAGAAGCAUUCCGUUAUCAAGAACAGUGCGACGCCUGGUGGAACAGAUUCUUAAACACCUCUGAAAGACAAGUAUGAUGGCCCAACUCCGUUUCUCCUCGCACAAAGAAAACCCUUUCGCUACAAAAUCCAAAGGAAUCCUUCCCCAAACUCAGUUUUCUCUCCACCGGUGACCACAGGUCAUGCACUUGUAAAAACUCGUCAUGGGCUCAUCAGCACUACGAAUCUGGACCUGGAAGAAUGCUGCCUCAUCUCCCUCGCACCCUUCGUUGGGACACUGAACACGACCCUUUUGCGCAUUGUCCCAGGCGCCAGGACCGCCAAAGACAUCUUCCUUCUCGACACGCUCGUACAUCCGUCGCGAAAAGACGGGCUCGGUGAUGUGAUGUUCGAAAGGGCAAGUUCGGCAUUCGAGACGGUUGGUUCGUGUAUUUGUGAGGGAGACGGUGAGGAUGUUUGCGCAAUGGGGGCAGACUGGAGUCUGUUAGUUUGGAAGAGGCGCAUCAAUUUUGGGACUCCUACAGAGCAACAUGAUGACGGUUGCUAUUGACGUGGGAGAGAGAAACGGUUUAUUUGCUUAGGGGCGACGUUGGUUUGCUUGAGGUGGGCCCUUUUAUUUGGUAGUUGUCGUGGAUUGAGGUGCGGUUGAAUAGACAAACGAUCUUGAAUUGAGGUAUGACUAUUUUUUUCUUUUUUCAUUUU